UCAGUAGAGUAAAGUAGAGCUCGGUGGAGUGAUGGAGGCUCCGGAUCCUCGCUGAUUGGCGAAGAGAUGUCGGCCAUCUUGGAUUGUAGCGGGGAAGAAAGAUUGAUGCGGUGACCCGCGGCAUGUUUGGUGCUAACCGGAAGAAGUUUAUGGAGGGGGGGAUAGAGAGUGACUACGCGGACGACUCCAGCCUCUACUACAGCCAACAGUCCAUGUUCCCUCCUCACCGCGCUGACAAAGACAUGUUGGCGUCUUCCUCUGCUUCCUCGACGGGUCAGCUGUCACAGCUCGGAGCCAGUUUAUAUGGCCCCCAGAGUGCGUUGGGGUUCCCCAUGCGUGGCAUGAACAGCAGUGCGGCGCCUCCGUUAAGUCGAAGUGGUCUGAACCAGUCCAGCAGCCAGCUCUCCAGUCACACCAGUACCCCCAACACUGGAACCAUGCACACACCCCCGUCACCGAGCAGGGUCAUCCUGCCCAUGAGCAGGAGCGUACUGAACCACAACCAGCAGGUGGGGGGUCCGACGGGGCAGACGAGUGGGAUGGGAGUCGGAGGAGAGAGGGGGGGAGGCGGCGGAGGGAGGAGCGGCAGCAUGGGGAGUCCGAGCCGGUCGUCACCCAGCAUCAUCGGGAUGCCCAAACCUCAGCAAGCACGGCAGGCCUUCACCAUCAACAGUAUGUCGGGCUUCGGCGUGAACAGGAAUCCAGGCUUCAACAUGAACAACUCUCUCUCCAACAACAUCUUCAACGGCACAGACGGCAGCGAGAAUGUGACGGGGUUGGACCUGUCAGAUUUCCCGGCGUUAGCUGACAGGAGUCGGAGGGACGGAGGUUCGAAUCCCACCCCGUUGCUCAACCCGCUGGCCGGUCGGGCUCCGUACGUUGGCAUGGUAACCAAACCGUCCAGUGAGCAGUCGCAGGACUUCUCCAUCCACAACGAAGAUUUCCCAGCUCUCCCUGGUCCGAACUACCAAACGAAAGACCCCACCAGCACCAACGAAGACAGCAAAACGAACCUGAACUCGACAGGGAAGUCGUCCUCCAGCUCAGACGGUCCAAAGUUUCCCGGUGAUAAAAGCUCGGCGCCGAGCAACAACAACCAGCAGAAGAAAGGGAUUCAGGUGCUUCCUGACGGCCGUGUGACCAACAUCCCCGGUGGCAUGGUAACGGACCAGUUCGGCAUGAUCGGCCUCCUGACGUUCAUCCGGGCGGCGGAGACGGACCCGGGCAUGGUCCACCUGGCUCUGGGCUCCGACCUCACAACGCUGGGCCUCAACCUCAACUCGCCAGAGAAUCUUUAUCCUAAGUUUGCGUCUCCCUGGGCGUCGGCUCCGUGUCGGCCGCAGGACAUUGACUUCCACGUCCCGUCAGAAUAUUUAACCAACAUCCACAUAAGGGACAAGCUAGCAGCGAUCAAGUUGUCUCGAUACGGUGAAGACCUGCUGUUUUACCUCUACUACAUGAACGGAGGAGACCUGCUACAACUCCUGGCUGCAGUAGAACUGUUUAACCGGGACUGGAGGUACCACAAAGAGGAGCGGGUUUGGAUCACUCGGGCCCCGGGGAUGGAGCCCACGCUGAAGACCAACGCCUACGAGAGAGGGACCUACUACUUCUUCGACUGCCUCAACUGGAGGAAAGUGGCCAAGGAGUUCCAUCUGGAGUAUGACAAACUAGAAGAGCGGCCUCACGUUCCCUCCACCUUCAACUACAAUCCUGCCCAGCAGGCCUUCUGAUUGGCUCUCCCUCCACCUGCCUACCUGCCAUUGGCCCUCCUGGCUGGUCAAUCAUCACCUAUCUAUGCCCCCCCAUCCCAUCCCAUCCCAUCCCAUCCCAUCCCAUCCCAUCCCAUCCCAUCCCACCUCCACACACUCUCAAUGAAUCUGGCCUGUAAGGACUCAGCUCUCUGAACAGACUUCAUCAUUUUAACUUCCUUUCUGUUGGUCCUUUUCCUCACUCUGUUUGUUUUUAAUCCUCCUCCUCCAUGUUUGGUUUGUCUUUGGAGCCAGACACCACGGUGAAUAACUGUCCAUCUGAGCCAGUGAUUCACGUUUAUACCCAUAUUUUUCUCUAGAGAAGCUUUUAAGAAGAUUUUAAAACCCAGGAUUCAAUCAGCUGUCAGGAUGGAUAAUUAUUCCACACUGUGUCGCCCUCUUCGACCCUUCGGCAGGAAUAUUCAUCAUCUUCAUCGUUUCACCAGCGCCACACAGUGGACAGUCAGGGGAGGACAUGCAAUGUACAUUGUAGCACUAUUUCAUAAUAAAAGAAGAGAAAAGAUUUAUUUUUAUUUUUUUGUUCAUGUUUGAAGCUGCAGGUUUGAUUUUUUUUUUUUUUUUUUUAUCCUGAAGCAUUAGUUAAUGUUUCUUUAUUUAUUGUCAACACAUCACGAGACCCAAACCAACAAUCUCAUUUUUAAUAACGAUAAAGUGAAGACGUAAAAUCACGGGACUGCGUUCAGCGGCGGAUUAAUCCUCAUUCAGUUCUAUAGUUUGGUAAAAACAUUCAACGUAGUCUAAAUUUUCAGAUUCAUGUAAAAUGAGAAUAUUUAGGACGAUAAAAGACGGGGACAGAUUUAAAUUGUUCCUGUCGGCGUCAUUCUGAGAAAAUAACAUAGUUUUGUUGGUUUGGUUUUAGAUUUAUUGAAGAUAAAUAAGACGGCAUUAAAACUCAGCGGUAGUUGGACGUUAACACAAGUUUUCUCAGUUUCUCAUCUGUUUUUAUUUUAUCUCGCUUCUGUUUUUUUUAAUAUUUGAUUUAAACUUUUCCUUCACCUCCCCUCUCUCUUCUCGUUUAUUCUAUAUUUUCUGUCCGGUAACAGUCAGACCAAUCAGAUUUUUGUUUUUUUCCCUCUCUUUGCUGAGACGCCACACAUGAAGCUACGUGCUAGUUAGCUUAGCUUAGCAUGAAGAGCGUCCAGCCUGGCUCUGCUCCAGCUCCUGUGAAGCUCCUGAUUAAAAACGCUGCAUCUUUAGUUUAAUCAAGGCGGAGCCAGACUGGCCGUGUCCCCUCAUUCCAGACUUUAUGCUAAGCUAAGCUAACAGUUCACUUUUAAUUUCAGGCAGAAAUGAAGCUUUUAAAUUAACGCCCCUUUUCGUUGAAGCUCCUUUCACUCCACCAAAACUCAAAAUCAACCAAAAAUGUCUUUAAUUUUUUAUUUUUUUUUUUUAAAUUUCCUCCAGGAGGCACCAAUGUACAGCUGUGUAUGUGUAUGUAUAUAUUUUUAAAUUAAAUAUAUAUGCAUACACAUGAACAGGAGGCAGUAUUUUUAAGAAAAAGGAUAAAAACAAAAAAGAUCCGAGGAGCCCCUCCCUCCUCCGCUGGCCGCCAGGUAAACGAUGCAAUACUCCACCUCCGUUACCACGGAAACCGCCCCGGAGACGGUUGGCAUGGAGACCAUGCCAGACUCCACUGAUGGAAGACGCAGUCGCCAUGGCAGCAGCAGCUGUGUUGCCAAGGACACGCCCACACACCAUGUGACCUGUCUGAGAGGAUCUGAUUGGACGAGGAGGAGGACUGAGGCACUUGGCCGUUGGCUGUUUUAUUAAAUAUGGCAGCUAGUGUUUUAAUAGGAAAAAUAAGAAAAUAAAUAUUCUGGUAAUGAAACUGAAA
Molecule: messenger RNA, 3606 nt
Organism: Mugil cephalus (flathead mullet)
Lineage: Eukaryota; Metazoa; Chordata; Actinopteri; Mugiliformes; Mugilidae
Product: CCR4-NOT transcription complex subunit 2-like
Exons: 15
Coding region: 123-1733 (536 amino acids)
Biological process (GO): regulation of DNA-templated transcription; nuclear-transcribed mRNA poly(A) tail shortening; regulation of stem cell population maintenance
Cellular component (GO): P-body; CCR4-NOT core complex
Source: RefSeq, a predicted model, not a curated record